This is a messenger RNA of Entrophospora sp. SA101, 218 nucleotides long. Lineage: Eukaryota; Fungi; Glomeromycota; Glomeromycetes; Entrophosporales; Entrophosporaceae. The record is from the annotation of a GenBank genome assembly.
AUUAUGGUGAUGAGAAAAGUCUAGAACUGCGUAGACAUGCAUUUGAAGAAUCUUUUAAAAUUUUGGAAAAUAUAGAAAAUGAUAAUUUAGAGAAAAUUUCAAACGGUUUGAAAGUAUGGACAAUUCGUAAUUUAGGCGAGUUUUUUGAAUGUGUAGAAAAUCAGGAUCAAGUGAUUGAUAAAUUGUGCGAAUUACUUGUAAAUAAUUUUGGUAAUUGA